Messenger RNA from Wasmannia auropunctata (little fire ant), 339 nucleotides. RefSeq lists its product as uncharacterized. Gene Ontology annotation, molecular function: olfactory receptor activity; odorant binding. The transcript has 2 exons. The coding region runs from base 15 to 320 and encodes 101 amino acids. The record is from RefSeq and is a predicted model, not a curated record. Gene Ontology annotation, biological process: sensory perception of smell. Gene Ontology annotation, cellular component: membrane. NCBI's taxonomy places the organism in Eukaryota, Metazoa, Arthropoda, Insecta, Hymenoptera, Formicidae.
CUGAAGCGGCAAUAAUGUCAAAGAACAUGGACAACUUACUCCUAUAUUUUAUUAUUUCGUUGGGUCAUUUAAUUUACAUGUUUAUAGCGAAUUAUAUUGGUCAAAAGGUUAUCGAUUACAAUAACGAACUCUUUCAGUUAAUUUGUAGUUAUAAUGGAUUAUGGUACGCGGCACCAUUGCCUACUCAGAAAUUAUUAUUAUUUAUACUGCUAAGAGAAAAAAAACAUAUUGUUUUAUCGGUUUUCGGCAUACUUAUUGGGUCCUUGGAAUGUUUCGCUAAGGUAAAAUUAAAAUUUAUUUAUUUAAUAGAUAACAAUUAAAUUUUAAAUAUUUAUGUAA